CGUGAUUAUAGUUUGAUCUUCUUGUAAAUUAGCGAAUGUCUCAAUCUAAAAAUCUAGUUGCCGAGGGUAUAAAUAUUAUUAUUUAUCAGAGAAUACGAGACGAGGGGAGUUAUUGCUCCAGUGAUUUGAAGAAUGCCGUCAAAAACGAAUGAAGGGCCCGACGACAGUCAGACUUGGGAAUUAUUGGAGAGGUGUAUAUUGCCAAUAGCAUUUUCACACGCUGCGGCUGUUAUUCUCGCGACAAUUUUCAAUACUCUCGGUAUAUCGCAGACAUCGAGUUUUCUACUAUUUCUUCUCUUCUUGUCCAUCUCCAUUGGCUUGACGUUAUUCUAUCAUAAUCUCAAGGUUACCGCUGCUGGCAAAGCCAUCCUCAUCACUGGAUGUGAUUCUAGAGUUGGAUAUGCCCUCGCCAAGCGUCUGGAUGAACUGGGUUUCACGGUAUUCGCUGGCUUUCAAAAUACCUCAGAGAAUGAAGAGAAAGUUCAAAGUCUGAAAGAGGCAGGUUCUGGAAGGCUUCACGUUCUUCAACUAGACAUAACGAGCGAGCUGGACAUCCACUCAACAUUUUUAUACGUCAAUGAAAACUUGCCGGAUGGUGCGCCAGGUUUAUGGGGACUCGUGCAUGCCAACGCGUGGGUUGCACUUGGUGAAUGCGAAUGGGUGCCCCUCUCCGUCGUCAAAAGAAGUGGAGAUAUUAAUUUUACUGGCGUUGCACGUUUAACUCAAGUAUUCCUACCCCUGGUGAGACGCUGCAAAGGUCGCAUUAUUCUUGUAUCGAGCAUUCUAGCUAGAAUACCGAGUGCUGUUCGUGGAAUUCAAUGCGCAAAUGGGGCUGCUCUGGAGGCGUGGGGCUCGUGUCUUCGCCUGGAAAUGCGACGCUGGGGAGUUGACGUUGUAAUAAUUGAAACGGGGGACUACGUAUCGGGCAACACGUGGUUAAAGGACAAUAUCACGAUCCUCAACCAAGCGAGGGAUAUGUGGGUGCAAUUGGAUCCUCAAACGCGUAAAGAGUACGGCGAAGAAUUAUUUCAAAAGGAAUUACUGGCAUUAGAGAAAUAUACAAAGGGUCCAGAAGCUGAUUUGACGUGUGUUCUCAGAGCUCUGACUGAUGGUAUUGUCAAGACAUUUCCAAUGAAACGAUACACUCCAGUAACUCGCAAGGAAAGACUUCAAGCUCUCGUCAGUGAUCAUUUUCCAAAGUCUAUUUAUGAUAUACUUUACACCGAGUAAAUUGUCGAUUCGUAAUUAGCCAGUACUUUCUCACAAAAGUAUUGAAAUCUCUUUCUGCCAGUGCGAAGCCUGCCUUAAAUAUAUCAAAUUCACCUUAUUCAUUUAUUCAUUCAACCCACCCUAAUCUAGUCGUUCAUUUUUGUCGGAUGAAGGAUUUAAUAAAAAAGAGAAAAUCUCA
Messenger RNA from Fopius arisanus, 1408 nucleotides. Its product is annotated as D-beta-hydroxybutyrate dehydrogenase, mitochondrial. Gene Ontology annotation, molecular function: oxidoreductase activity. The record is from RefSeq and is a predicted model, not a curated record. The transcript has 6 exons. Gene Ontology annotation, biological process: steroid metabolic process. NCBI's taxonomy places the organism in Eukaryota, Metazoa, Arthropoda, Insecta, Hymenoptera, Braconidae. The coding region runs from base 133 to 1230 and encodes 365 amino acids. Gene Ontology annotation, cellular component: intracellular membrane-bounded organelle.